CUCUCUCACACACGCACCAUGAAAGCCUCUCACAUUCCCACAAGCGCAGAAGCGCUUUGGAGGAAUUGGAUGGAGCUGUCGCGUCGCAGGAACACGCUCUACUCGCUGGCGCACCGUGUUCACGACUUCUCUCAGGAACGCGACCGCGUACUGCUGAGAUUCUAAAUCUUUAUAUUCCGGGUGUUGUUUUUUGUUUUUUGUCUUGAUGUGAAACCAAGUUUUCCAACUGGAAACGCAGGAUAACCGGAGUUUUACGCAUUGAGGGAACCGGGGAGCAUUUCACACGAGCGUCUAUUUCUCUCCAAUCAAACUAAGGAUUUUGUUUUUUCCACCUGGGAAUUACCAACAGAGCAUUACGACUUCAAAUUGGCGGGACGCGUUAAAGGAUUUUCCCUCAGUCGUAAUUGGGGGUUUGUUUCACCGCCCUCUUUGUCCCGAGCGCGCGCGCGCACAAACACACACACACACACACACACACACACACACAGAAACACACACUCUCUCUCUCUCUCUCUCUCUCUCUCUCUCUCUCUCUCUCUCUCUCUCCAUACGGAGUAAAACGCGCUGAACAACCACCAGGGGGGAAAAGAAGACACUUUGACGCCUCGCGGUUCCACGUUGGACCCACACACACUGCGCCGACGCCAGCGCGGCGUCUCCGCCGAAGACCUUGGAUGUAGCGCGGAGCCGCGACGCCUCCUGUCAUCGUCCCGUCAUUUCUCCGGCAUGGCGUUUCGCUGGAAGUGGUCUUCAAAGUGGAAGAUGGCUCUUAACUUUCAGCCGGGUCGCCGCCUGAUCCCCCUCCGUGCCUGAUGGCACAGUGACCGCGUGAACUCGGCUCUUGUGAAGGUUCAGAAUGACUGCAGCAGCAGGUGUGCUAACAGGCUUGGCCAAACUCAAACGCCAGGACUCUGCCCGCUCUCAGCACCGACCCAUACCGCCUACUUCCCCGGGCCUGGGAAACCCUGUCCCAGAGGCUGCCCCCAGAAAAAGAAAACGACGCACCGAUGUUGUGGUGGUGCGUGGCAGGCUCCGCCUCUACUCCGCCUCUGGAUUUUUCCUCCUCCUGGGACUGGUCAUCUUAGCGGUGGGGAUCGGCAUGGCGACACUGGGUUACUGGCCGCACAGUGAAACCAUGCCCUCGGCCAAAUCAGCGACGAGAGGUGAAGUGGACGGAACCAAGAUGUCCGUCACAGAGGGGGACGAGGUUAUCUCCAGCAGGAGUCAUGAUGUGCAAGGUACGUCCUCCAAGCAGACCGGCGGUGCUCUGACGCGCUUCCUGGAUCAGCAUCGUCACUCUGAGCGGAUGAAGAUGUUCGGGCCUUUCACCAUGGGCAUUGGGAUUUUUAUCUUUAUCUGCGCUAAUGCCAUUCUUCAUGAAAACAGAGACAGAGAAACAAAGAUAAUCCAUAUGAGAGACAUGUACUCCACUGUCAUUGACAUCCAUCGCCUCAGGGAAAAGGAGCAAAAACAACAGCACCGCAACAGCACAUAUGCAAGAGAAGUUGGAGACCUCCGAGGCUUUGGAGCCGAUAGCGCAUCAUGGCGAGCCAGCAACUCCCUCCUGGCCUUCUCCUCUCGUGCGGGAGGCUCUGCGGAGGAGGAGGUGCUGUUAGGCGACGAGGAGUUCCACAGACAACGAGAGCAGGCUAGGAUGGAUUGUAGCUUUGCAGGGCUGCUGGCGCCGCUCUACAAGGACCGCCCCUUCUGUGGCCCGGGGCUCGGGCUGGCUCGCUCAGAUUCGAUGCACCACCAGUGGUCAGUGGACGGAGAUGCGGAGAAGGGAGGACACCAUGCUCGCUCCAUCGUCUCCUCCUCCAUCUCCGCUUUUACCCUCCCCGUUAUAAAACUCAAUAACUGCGUUAUAGAUGAGCCGGAGAUGGAGGUGAUCACCGAGGAGGACAGGGGGGGCGAGAGAAGAGACAGAGAGAGGGCUCAGCCCAUGUGCUCCAUGGAGUCUCUGGUGGUUCCUGUAGCAUCGGUUGCCAAGGCCUCCAAACCGCCAAGCUUACAUAGAAGUAACUCUGCCCUCUCCUCAACUCACUGCUCCUCUGUCUCCUCUUCCUCCCUCUCCCCUGCGCCGUCCUCUACCUCAGGCUGCUGGCUCUCCCCGGGAGCAGCCAGGAGCGACUUUGGCUCCAACUCCUCCCUGCACAUGCUCAGCAGCCACUCCAAAUCUCUGGACCUGGAGCGCGGCCACAGCAUGCUCAGCGUGCAUCCGGAGCAGCGGAAGCACCCCAGCUGGCCCCGCCUCGACCGUAGCAACAGCAGCCGCAGCAGCAGAGGCGGCGGCGGCAACCGGGGCUGCAGCAAAGGCUACAUGCGGCUGGAGGACAGGGAGGAGCAAGGGGAGCGGUUGCUGGACACGGCGGCGGCAGCGAGGCGCGACUACAGUAAGCGCGAGAAGCUGCUGAUGAUAUCGAGGUCGCACAAUAAUCUGAGCUUUGAACACGACGAGUUUAACAGCCACACGCUCAAGAGAGGCAGCUCGGAGACUCGAUUCUGAGGUUGCUGAACUGGAGGUUGAAGACGCUUCUGUCCUGUUCUGUAAAUUGCUCUCCAAACAUUAGGAGUGUACAGCGCUCGUUUCAGGGGGAACUGACAAGUGUAACAGCUGCACCCUGGAGGAAUGAAACUCGGACGUGGUUUUAAACCCCCCCUCCCCCCCUUUAUUUUUGGAACAGCAGGCUUGAGAGUAGUAAGUAAUGGACCAUCUUGCACAGUGAAAGGUCCAGGCCUCAGGUCAGCAAGACACUGAAAGCCUACUGAACCAGGUCCAGAGGUGCUGUUCUGUAGCCGACCCUGACCUGUGACCUGUGUGGAGGAGCGGAGAAUCUCCCUGCAGGGAGCCAUAUAAAUAAAUCACAUUACGUCACCAGUCUGCUUUAUACAAAAAAAUUGUUCUAAUCUCAACAGUGAGACGAAACUUUAGGUUCAACACUAUUUUUAUUAUCAUAAAAGACUUUUAAAAUCGCUUUUCUUCAAGUGUGACAGUUUAAUUCCAGCUGCCACCUCUGUAAUCAACGACACACUGAAAACACUCUGAGCAAAUGAUCUCGGUGCGUUACGGGCAAAUCUUUUAUAAUACAGUCUGAGCCCAACCUGAGAAAGAGGAGGAGGUCCAAUACAACAACAAAAAUAUGAAUUAUCUACUAUUAUAGAGCAGCCUUGAAAUCAUUGUGCUUAAUAGGGUUGUAUUGAAAGAUUAAGGCUGAUAAUAGCAAUUUUCAACUAAUCUAACAAUCUUAUAAUCCAUAUGAUAUGGUAACUAAAUUGAACCAGGUGGUAACUCACUGCCUUAUGUAAACCUGCGUUACAACAGCGACAAGGCUCCCAAGUCUCAAAGAUAUAGAUAGUAGUUGUAUGGAAUUUGUUUUCACCGUGGUUUCUGUAUGUUUGUCUGAUGAUUGUGGUAGAUGUAGAAACUGAGAAAGUUUCAUGUCGCCCCGUGGUUACAACGAUGCUGCCCCAAAGUGAGAGGGUUUUUUUCUAUGUCCACUACUGAAAACUAGAAUCUAUGUUGAUGGACUUCACUCAGGAUAUGCAGUCUGUAAUUUAUAUAUUGGUCAUUUUCCUUGUCUGUUCUUGAAACUCUACAUUAUCAGGGAAAACCCUUCGAUUUGAAUAUUUGCAGACCAGAGGUCUGAUCAUUAGGGUUGUAAGUGAUGAUGGUUUUCAUCACAGAUAUUCCUGUGAACGCAUUUGUGUAUGAAUAACCCUAUUCAUAGUGAUGUGUCAGAAAUAACUAUCAUAAAAUAACAGUCAUAAGAAGUUUAUAAAGCAAAUAGACACAUUUGAGGAAUUUCUACGAUCUAAAUCUGAACUCCUUUUUACCUCUGCACGAUUGAUCGAACAAUACCAGAGACAGAAAUCUGUAUAAAACAGUGAGUGGUGGACCGAUAUUGUACUUGAGCAGACAAUAAACCAUUACGUUCACAUGUAUUUUUUAAACUAAAUUUCUUUUCAAUAUUUGCCAAAUUGAUAAAGGUCCCAUGAUUGAGUUCUAAUGUCUCAGAACAUUUUGUCGUUACAUUAUUAAUAUGAUGCCUCCAUGUUGCUCAAUAGCUAUGUUUCAGGUUGUGUUUUAAUUUUGUCUGUAAAUGUUCUCUCUGCUACCUUUUAAUUCAAGACUAUGAAGAUGAGUAACACAUCUUGUUGUCUUGAAAUCUAACCUGAAGUGUGCAGAAAAAGACAAAAUCCCCAUUUCAGAGAACAGGAAUCUCACCAGCGAGCUUCAUUAACUGGUUCAGUUUGUGGGUCAAUGUCCAAUUUUAUCCCGUCUCAAAAUAAACUGUAUUUUCACUGAAACACA
This is a messenger RNA of Scophthalmus maximus (turbot), 4312 nucleotides long. It is a transcript of the gene tmem200a, whose product is annotated as transmembrane protein 200A. The record is from RefSeq and is a predicted model, not a curated record. Lineage: Eukaryota; Metazoa; Chordata; Actinopteri; Pleuronectiformes; Scophthalmidae. The coding region runs from base 857 to 2506 and encodes 549 amino acids. The transcript has 5 exons.